Messenger RNA from Pseudoliparis swirei, 1402 nucleotides. RefSeq names its product double C2-like domains, delta (gene doc2g). Gene Ontology annotation, cellular component: membrane. The annotation marks the transcript as partial. NCBI's taxonomy places the organism in Eukaryota, Metazoa, Chordata, Actinopteri, Perciformes, Liparidae. The record is from RefSeq and is a predicted model, not a curated record. The transcript has 9 exons.
GAGAGAGAGAGAGAGGAGAGGAGAUGGGGAGAGAGAGAGGGAGAGAGAGAGAGGGAGAGGGAGGGACUGAAAGCCAUGGACUCCAAUGGACUGGCGGAUCCAUACGUGAAGCUUCAUCUUCUGCCCGGGGCCAGCAAGGCCAACAAGCUGCGCACCAAGACGCUGAAGAACACUUUGAACCCCGUGUGGAACGAGACUCUGAUGUACCACGGCAUCACGGCGGCCGACAUGACCACCAAGACGCUCCGGCUGUGUGUGUGUGACAUGGACAGACUCGGACGCAAUGAAUUCAUCGGCGAGGUGAGAGUCGCUCUGAAGAAACUGAAGGAGGGCGAGAACAAGCGCUACAACAUGGGCCUGGAGAGGACUGCACAGAAUAAAGAAGGUAACAAUCCGAUGGUGGAGCAGGGAGCGGUGGUGACGGAGGAGGAGCGUGGACGCAUCCUGGUGUCUCUGUGCUACGACACGGAGAAGGGCUGCCUGCAGGUCGGCAUCAUCCGCUGCGCCCAUCUGGCGGCGAUGGACUCCAACGGCUACUCAGACCCCUUCGUCAAGAUCAUGCUGCAGCCUGACAUGGGGAAGAAGUCAAAGUACAAGACGACCGUGAAGAAGAAGACUCUGAACCCAGAAUUCAACGAGGAGUUCUCCUAUGAAGUGACCCUGGACCAGCUGGCCAAGAAGACCCUGGAGAUCUCCGUGUGGGACUACGACCUGGGCAUGAGCAACGACUUCAUAGGCGGCGUGGAGCUCGGCAUCAAAGCCAGCGGGCAGCGACUCAGACACUGGUUCGACUGCCUCAAAAACAAAGGGAAGAAAGUGGAAUACUGGCAUACGCUCACACAGCAGGGAGCCCCCAUCGGUGACAAGCCGGAGUAGAUUACUGGAGACACACACACAUACACACGCACCCACACACAUGCACGCACACACACACACACAUGCACACACACACACACACAUACACACGCACCCACCCACCCACACACACACACACACACACAUACACACGCACCCACACACAUGCACGCACACACACACGCACACACACACACCCACACACAUGCACGCACACACACACACAUGCACACACACACAUACACACACACAAGAUGGCUGAUAACAAGUAAAGCAGUAAUAAGAGGAAAGGAUAAAACAUGCAAUAAUGAAAAUGACCACAUAACGCCAAUGAUCACUAAGUAUUAGUACAAUAAGGUAUUCAUACUAAUAUUGAUGAUUUAAUGAGGUGUUAUCUGAACACAUUUUAACCAAAUUGUGGCGAUGUCGUCGUUAACAAAAUAAUAGUCACAGACUCGAGCUGUAGACCCGACUGUGUUGUUCAAAUUUACACCCAAUGAAGGAGAUUUGAGAUUAAUGUACUCAAAGUUCAUUCAGAAAAAGGCGG